AAUAAACCAGGACUUUUAAAGACUUUCUUGAACUAAAAUAACUCAAUUUCUAUCUUGUGUUUAAACCGUGAUGGUCACAUUGAACUUUCCAUCUGAACCUGCAGUAAAGUUCAGAUCACCUAAAUGCAGUCAGACAUGACAUAGGCCUGCCUGCAACCUCACCCUACCUAUUCACCUCAGCGUUCUUUUGUUUGCUUCUGUUUGGAUCUUGCGCAGUGUCAUUUAGCCACUGAUUGGUGGAGGGGAAGUUUAAGUCAAACAGACUCCAGAUUGAGUUGUUUGUCUUUGUUUGAUCUGCGAGCUUCAGGAAUCUGGUCCGCCCUGUGUUGUGGUGAGCAAGUCGGACAGCGGACUUCAGUCUCAGUAACUGUGUGCAUGUGUGCUUGCUUGGAGAUUUGCAUCUCGGCUGAAACUUGGCCUCAGAUGCACCCAGGAAUCUGGUUUCUGCCCCCUGGUGGUGGAAAUGCACGUGUAGGUCAAAGAUAUCGAGGUCAGCACUGCCAGAGCAUCAUAAAUAGAUCAAAAUAAAAUCAACAUUUGUUUUGGAUUAUGAAAGAUGUCUGUGUUUAUCCAGAACUUAGCUUGUUUUUUCUUUCUGUACACAGGAUGAAGAACGUCUUCUCAAUGUAUAAAAGAUCUUGUUAAAUGACGAUAGAUACCCACACUGUGAGAGUUAUUAAAAUAAUUGUGUAACAAGGUUUUUUUUGCCUGCUGAAUAACGUUAUAGUAUUUUGUGAUAAUAUUUUCUUGAUCCCAAGAAAAGUUAUGGUUUCAUUUUUGGACUUGGACAUCAAACAAAGAUUUGUUUAAAGAUGUUUCAUUCAGGUAUUUGAAGUCCCUCGGGCAUCUGGCAGAAGGUUCACCGCAGCAAUUCCCUCCACACACCGAAAUUAAAAACAGCAGGAUCCAUGGAGGAAAGACAGGAUGAGAGAGAGAGAGAGAGAGAGAGGGGUAACCACAGACAAGAUGAUGGAAUAUUACGAGACAAUCUAUCUGCCUCAGAGACGGAAAACAAGAUCAGCUGCCAAAAACAUAUAAAUAGAUCUAUGGAAGAUCGAUAGAUAGACAGACAGAUGCAGAGAGAAUACAUGGCUUCAGUUCGGGACAGAGUUGCAGCAUUUAAUGUUGGGGGAGCGCUAUACAGUCCCAUGAACCGACCCCUUGAUCACAAAGUGAUAGACAAGCCCCCAGCAAUACAAACCAAUAAUAAUAUCCACAACAAAGACAUCUGGAGCCACAUCGUCACCGUUCUACAGGCCCAAGUGAAGAUCAAAAAACGCAGAAAACAUCUGAAAUAUCAUGAUAACUGCUUCGUGGGCUCAGAUGCCGUCGACGUCAUCCAGGCUUUUCUUAUCCAGAAUAAAGUUCUUGGGGAUGCUGAGGUCUGCAGAGCCAAGGUGGCUCGUUUUUGCCAGGUACUGCUGGAGUCUAAAGUGUUUGAGGCAGUAGGAACCAAAUCUCUGGGGAAGGCCAGUAAACCAGGACGCUUCCAGGACAGCAGCACCGGUCUAUACAGGUUUCUCAAGACGGAACGUCCUUCGGUGGAAGUGUUUGAAUCUGUUCUUUUGUCUCCCAGUGAGAACUCAUUGAACGUCACUCCGUGCAGGCAGGACAUCCUAUUCUCUCAUAGCACACCUGUUAAACCAGGUCAUGCGUUGGAUCUACUCAUGGAGCAGCUGGACUUGACUGGACUUGUCGGUUCUCCUCCCAUUGAAAGUCUUCCACCCUCUGUGGUCCGAGAGGUGUGGCAUGAGCAGACAGUACGGCGGUUGUCACGGUUGAUAGAUCUCCCCCUGCUGGAGGGAGUGCUGAACUGCGACAUUUCUUCUCCCCCAUCCCGAGGCCGUAAUAAUGAACCCGACCUGCUCUACACCAGUAACUACCUCGACAGAGAAGUUCUCAAGGCUUUCAGAGACUCACAAUCUGACGUUUGGUUGUCGGCAGCUGUAGACCUGCUAGACUUUCUGCCUGACCCGCUUGUGGUGGAGGUGAGCAGAGAGCUUCCCAGUUACUGCUGUGAAGAUGAGGAUGGUGAUGAAGGCCAGGGCAGACCCUCGGGCAUCGACGAGUCAAAUGGGAAGUUUGAACGUGCUCUGGAAGUUUUGCAGCUGACACUAAAGCUGCUGUCUGCGUCUGCGCGCGAGGAACUGCGCAGAUUACUGGAGUUCAUGGCUGUGGCGGCGGAUGCUGCAGAGAUUCAGCUACACACAGUGAUUGAGAACCGGGUGAUUGUGAAGAAAACCUUCACCAGAGCCAUCAUCCAGAGCAGGAGUCUUCCGAAAGGAAAGCUAGACCUUCUGCUGCUUUUCAUGCUCGACAACCACCAAGAGAUCUUCAAGAUUCCAGGUUCUCUUCACAAGCUGGUUAGUGAAAAGCUGGAUGACAUUGUGAAACACAGAGAUUCCUCCACCACCGACACUCCAUUUUGCCAGCAAGUGCCCAGAGAAGCUUAUGCCGACACCGUGAAAGAGUCGACGAAAAGUGAAUUGUACUCUCUGCUAAAGAUGAUCGAUGAAAACACCAAAUAUUCACCGAGAGAAAAGAAACGACUCCUGGCACAGUUUUAUAAGGGACAUCCUGAAAUCUUUAUGCAGUAUUUUGGAUCUCGGCUGAGCACUUUAAACCUUAAUGAAGAUUAAAUAUUGCUGUUUUGCGUAUUUGCGUAAAAGUUUUUUGUAAAUAUGUUGUG
Messenger RNA from Triplophysa rosa, 2689 nucleotides. RefSeq names its product DEP domain containing 7, paralog b (gene depdc7b). NCBI's taxonomy places the organism in Eukaryota, Metazoa, Chordata, Actinopteri, Cypriniformes, Nemacheilidae. The transcript is spliced from 11 exons. Gene Ontology annotation, biological process: intracellular signal transduction. Bases 1074 to 2639 code for a protein of 521 amino acids. The record is from RefSeq and is a predicted model, not a curated record.